This is a messenger RNA of Sardina pilchardus (European sardine), 1979 nucleotides long. RefSeq names its product N-acylethanolamine-hydrolyzing acid amidase-like. The transcript is spliced from 11 exons. Lineage: Eukaryota; Metazoa; Chordata; Actinopteri; Clupeiformes; Clupeidae. The record is from RefSeq and is a predicted model, not a curated record. The coding region runs from base 79 to 1122 and encodes 347 amino acids. Gene Ontology annotation, biological process: fatty acid metabolic process. Gene Ontology annotation, molecular function: fatty acid amide hydrolase activity. Gene Ontology annotation, cellular component: lysosome.
GGAAGACACUCAUCUCUGGGCCGAAGCUACUCCGACUGCAAUGUUAGCCUUAUACAGUCAUUCAAAUCAGUAUAAGACAUGGGUAUGGUAGACAUAUGGGUAAUUAUGGUCGCGUUUUGUGUUGUAGAGGCGAGUCCACCUUUGUUAACUGUUAAUUUGGAUUUGCCGUCAGAGGAACGAUGGGCACCACUUGUGGAAUUAUUCGACGAACAUUACUUACGUCAAGUUGCGGCAGAAGUAAUCGAAUCAACGGUACCUAAAUGGGUUCACCAUGCGGUUAUUCCCAUAGUGAAUGCCCUGGAAAAAUACAUGCCCCCGCCAUAUGCCAAAGAGAUACAAGGAAUGGCCUCUUACUAUGGAGCUAACAUUGCUGAUAUUGUUCUACUCAAUUUUGCCUAUGAAGUUACAGCGUUUUGCAGUAGUAUUAUAGCUCAAGACUCAAAAGGAAACAUUUACCAUGGUCGAAAUUUAGAUUAUCCCCACGAUGUCCUCAGGAAUAUCACCAUUGAUGUCAGUUUCAUACAAAAUGGAAAGGAGUUGUAUAGAGGAACCACAUUUGCUGGCUAUGUUGGACUGUGGACAGGACAGAGUUCCAAAAAAUUUAGCGUGUCAGGAGACCAGCGCUCAAAAGGCCACUGGUGGGAAAACGUCAUUGCUGCAGUAAUGGAAAGUACCCCCGCUAGCUGGUUGGUGAGGCAGACUUUGGAGGAAGCCACAAAUUUCCAGGAUGCUGUGAUGCGAUUGUCCAAAGUUCCCCUCAUAGCUGAUGUAUACUACAUAGUUGGUGGAAUUCAUCCAGGGGAAGGGGUUGUGGUUACGAGAGAUAGAAGAGGGCCAGCUGACAUUUGGCCCCUGGAUCCCGUUAAUGGAGCAUGGUAUAGAGUAGAAACUAACUACGACCACUGGUUGCCCCCUCCAUCUCGGGAUUAUCGAAGAGCUGCUGCCAUAGAGGCAUUAAAUGCUACCGGGCAAGAUAAAAUUAACUUAAAAACACUCUAUGAGGUAUUGUCUGUUGUCCCAGUAUGCAACAGGAUGACCAUUUAUACAACAAUGAUGAGUGCUGUUGAACCUGGAAAUUACCAGACUGUUGUGAGAGAAUGUAUGCAUUGGAUGAAUCAGUAGACUCUGGCUGAUUGUAACUUCGAAUGUGUCUGUGAAUUAUCACAUGAAUUGCCUUCAUUUUUAUUAGGAUAUAGUAUUAAAAAGUUCUGAGUUCAUUAUGCAUUCUGUCUAUGUAUAUAAUUUGCAGCAGUUGGAUACAUCUGUAGUGUUUGCUAUGAUCCAAUUUAAAGACUUAAUUAAUAAGUGCCAUUGUACUUAAUACUAUAAUGCUUAUAGUCACAAUAUACAGGGAUCAUUUUCAUAUGUGACACAUGCAUCAUUUUGUUGUUUUGUUUUACUAUUGUAGCAUAACCCACUGAGCAAAAACUGGUCCAAAAUAUGUCCAGAAGACGUGGUCGCCGAACUCCAGAAGACGUCUUCAGAGUAGCCAGAAUGAAAGUUUUUAAGAUGUAUUUCCUGGACGUUGAAUAGAUGUGUUGUUCUGGGUGUGAUAUAGGCGUCGCUUGAAGACGUCUGAAAGACUUAAUUAGACAUCCAGAAGACGUCCUCAGAGUAGCCAGAAUGGCAGAACGUCUAUUUGCAACAAAUUUUGGCUGUCUAUAGACGUCCCGAAUGGGGUCAGGCUUGACUGUUGUCCCAAUGUCAUUUAUUAACUGAUUCUGGCUGUCAAAUAGACGUCCAGAUUAUGACCUCGCAGAACGAUUAUUUGCAACUAAUGUUGGUUGCCUAUAGACGUCCUGAACCGGGUCAGGCUGGACUAUUGUCCCAGUGUCAUUUAUCAACUCAUUUUGACUGUAAAAUAGACGUCCAGAUCACAGCCUGGACAGACCACUGUUUUUUGGACGUACAUAGACGUUGCUUGCUCAGUGGGAAUGAUGUAAACUAUUUCUUAAUAAACUUUCAACAUGUAUUCAAAA